Messenger RNA from Nannospalax galili (Upper Galilee mountains blind mole rat), 903 nucleotides. RefSeq names its product sodium channel modifier 1. Gene Ontology annotation, biological process: RNA splicing. Gene Ontology annotation, cellular component: nucleus. The coding region runs from base 126 to 845 and encodes 239 amino acids. The transcript is spliced from 7 exons. Lineage: Eukaryota; Metazoa; Chordata; Mammalia; Rodentia; Spalacidae. The record is from RefSeq and is a predicted model, not a curated record.
AGUACAGACUCAACCGGAAAAAGACCGCCAGAAAGUAAGGAGAUACCCUACUCUUCCUACGGUGGCCUGAAGGAGCGGCGAAGUUCACAUAGGAGAACUUACCAUUUCUAGGACUCCCAGUCGUGAUGUCUUUCAAGAGAGAAGGGGACGAUUGGAGUCAGCUCAAUGUGCUCAAAAAACGAAGAGUUGGAGAUUUGCUGGCCAGUUACAUCCCAGAGGAUGAGGCGCUGAUGCUUCGGGAUGGACGCUUUGCUUGUGCCAUCUGCCCCCAUCGACCGGUCCUGGACACCCUGGCCAUGCUGACUGCCCACCGUUCAGGCAAGAAACAUCUGUCCAGUCUGAAGCUUUUCUAUGGUAAAAAGCAGCAAGGAAAGGGAACAGAGCAAAAUCCAAGACAGCAGAAUGAAUUGAAGGAAGAGACCAAAGCUGAGGCUCCUUUGCUAACCCAGACUCGACUUAUCACCCAAAGUGCUCUGCACAGAGCUCCCCACUAUAACAGUUGCUGUCGUCGGAAGCACAGACCAGAAACCUCUGGUCCCUCCGUCUCCCGUUCCUCUUUGCCAGCACCAGAGGUCAAAGUCCAAAGUGGGAAGAUUAGUAGGGAACUUGAGCCUGCGGCUGGCCUACAGGCCAAGGAGUCACCAGCUCGCUCAGACUCUGAACCCGUGAGCCCCACAAGAAGACAAGCUCUGGAUCAUUACCUUACCCUUCGAAGCUCUGGAUGGAUCCCAGAUGGACAAGGUCGAUGGAUAAAAGAUGAAAAUGUUGAGUUUGACUCUGAUGAGGAAGAACCCCCGAUCUUCCCAUGGACUAACACCCUCUUUUCCCAUUCAUUUCAUAAAUAAACUACAGUGGGUGCUAGGAGCCUAACCUUCCUCAAGUCGGGUUCCUUGAUCAAUCUCA